Lycium barbarum (goji berry) is the source of this 902-nucleotide messenger RNA. Its product is annotated as ureidoglycolate hydrolase-like. The transcript has 6 exons. The coding region runs from base 26 to 877 and encodes 283 amino acids. The record is from RefSeq and is a predicted model, not a curated record. Lineage: Eukaryota; Viridiplantae; Streptophyta; Magnoliopsida; Solanales; Solanaceae. Gene Ontology annotation, molecular function: hydrolase activity, acting on carbon-nitrogen (but not peptide) bonds, in linear amidines.
CUCCAAUAGCAAAAAAAAAAAAAAAAUGAUGGCUUUGAGAUUCUCUCUGUUCCUCUUCAUCUUUUCUCUAUGCUUCAUCUGUGAUUUUACAGCAAUAUCUGCACAAAGAGAUGAUGAAGAUAUGGUCAUUAAAACCAUGGAGGAAUUUUCUGGAUAUCCAAUUCAUGAACCUAACAACUAUCCCAAUACCUUAUCUUCUUUAUCUGUCAACUCUGAAACUCUGCAGAAACAGAUAGAUGAGCUAGCAACUUUCUCGGAUUCGCCUGCACCUUCAGUCACUAGGAUCUUAUACAGUGAGAAGGAUGUAUUAGCAAGGAGGUAUAUUAAAGAUUUGAUGGAACUUUCUGGUCUCUCUGUCAGAGAGGAUGCCGUCGGGAACAUUUUUGGCCGGUGGAAUGGCUAUGAACCUGAGCUCGCCCCCAUUUUAACUGGCUCUCACGUUGAUGCUAUACCAUACUCCGGGAAAUAUGAUGGCGUGGUUGGUGUUUUGGGUGCAAUAGAGGCCAUCAAUGUGCUAAAGCGGUCGGGUUUCAAGCCUAAGAGGUCACUAGAAGUGAUUAUGUUCACCUCAGAAGAGCCCACGAGGUUUGGGAUCAGCUGUCUGGGAAGUCGUUUGCUGGCAGGAAGUGUAGAACUUGCAGAACUUCUGAAGAAGACUGUUGACAGCCAGAAUAUUUCCUUUUCUGAUGCUGCCAAGUCUGCUGGUUACGCAAAUGCUAAGGGGGAUUUAUCUGAAGUCUUUCUCAAAAAAGGAAGCUAUUCUGCUUUCGUCGAGUUGCACAUAGAGCAAGGUCCCAUUCUAGAAAAAGAAGGUACGCUGGUUACUCAGGUCAUCCCGAAGAAAGAGAGUUUCAAGUACCUAGGGUCGACCAUAUAAGGGAAUGGCGAGAUUGACGACGAUG